ACCAUGUAUGGAAGCAAGACAAACACAAUAAAACAACAAAAAAUGGCGCCCCUCAUCGCUGCUUCGGGCGGCUCCCGCCUCUUCUUCCUCUUCCCCUGCCACCUCAAUUCAUCGCCCGAACAUCCCAAGUUCGCAGCUUUGAAGCCCCGCUGCAGUCUCAAAGAGCAGGGCAGAAGCAGCACUCUGAGCCAGAAAUGGCCGCUCAUCUCCCUGUCGCUCUUCGGCUCUGGUUUCUUGCUGGGGCCCCUCAUCGACGGCCUCCAUUCUCGCGUCGGUCUCGUCGACUACCAAGCCGGCUCGAUCCAAUUGGGCCCCCUCCACACGAACAUCUGGGUUCCUCCAUUGUUGGGGCUGUUCUACUGUACGGUCGGCCUGCUCCAGCUCUACCUAGAUGAGAAGGCCGACACCGCUUCCGGUGUUGCAGAGGGAAGCUUGCAGAGAACAGUUGCCUCACUAGUGGCUUUGGUGCUUUUCAUUGAGUUGAGUGCUGAGCUGUAUAAAGCUGGAGUGCCGGAUAACAUCGAGGCUUACGUAUUAUUCGCUUUGGCGGAAUUCAUAUGGCUUUCAUUUGAUAGGACAAGAAUCGGUUUUGCACUCGCGUGCUUUGUGGGCAUCUGCUGCCCUCUUGCAGAAAUCCCAAUCAUGAAGUUCUUCCACCUCUGGUACUACCCGAGAGCAAACAUUGAGAUCUUCGGGGUUAGUGACUUGGACGAUCACGUGCUACUUUGUUUACACACCAUUUCUCAUCAAUUUGUCUCGGUGGCUCAAAUCAGUCUUUCGGACAGAGGAGCUCGAGUAGGCAGCAAAGGGGAAUGGGGACAACGGACGGAACUCGCAACGUGUUUUCAUAUGGCAGUUCCAUUCCGUUCUGCUUCGACUCUGUUAGCAAACCUUAUAGAUGUCUGGAGAAUUCUCUCUCAUAUUGCUCCACUUAACAAGCUACAACAUAUGUAAAAUCGAGUAGAUACAGGAACAUCGUCAUAUUGUGGAUUAAGCAAGAAGUUUGGGGCCGUUUGAAUUCAGAGUUAAAGUUACUUUGAUUUUAAUUUUAAUUUUGAUUGUGGAAAAGGACAAAUGAGAUGUGAUUAUAAAUUUGACUUGGGAAA
Messenger RNA from Punica granatum (pomegranate), 1106 nucleotides. The record is from RefSeq and is a predicted model, not a curated record. NCBI's taxonomy places the organism in Eukaryota, Viridiplantae, Streptophyta, Magnoliopsida, Myrtales, Lythraceae.